Messenger RNA from Penicillium canariense, 2658 nucleotides. RefSeq names its product PA and RING finger domain protein. The record is from RefSeq and is a predicted model, not a curated record. Gene Ontology annotation, molecular function: zinc ion binding. The coding region runs from base 1 to 2658 and encodes 885 amino acids. The transcript has 2 exons. NCBI's taxonomy places the organism in Eukaryota, Fungi, Ascomycota, Eurotiomycetes, Eurotiales, Aspergillaceae.
AUGCGGCCACCACGCCUUCUGAUCGUUUGCUUCUGCCUAAUCUUCUUCCCCAUCUUCCUCACCCUCUUUUCCGCGCUUUCUUCACCUACGGUAGCGUCCCCGAAUACGCUCGCUGGUCGGACGUCCGGGUUGCACGCCCUAUUUUCCUUCAACAUUCCCUCCUCACUAUUCCCUCCGUCGGCGAUCAUCAGCCUCACCGAUGACAACUCGACCUUUUUCCUAGCCCGCCCUGCGGCAUUUGGCCCGCUUUUACCCGGCAAAGGUCUGAGCGGUCAGCUUUGGGUAGGAAGCGGCUUUGGUGAAGGCGGCCUGGCCGCUGGGGCAGAAGGGGAGCUGGGCUGCUCUGAUAUUCCUGGCUGGAGCGAGGGCAGCGGUCACAAGAACCAAGACUCGGCCCCCAGGGCCAGUGAACAGAAAUCCGGCACUGGUGCAGUGAGCGAUAUGCCCGUCUCACAGAACCGCGCCCGUCUACCAACACAAGCUGAGGCUACCCGGCAGUACGAUCGAGGUGAUGCCGCAGCUGCACCCUCGUUGAACGACGGCACCGACGAUCACUUGCACCAUCCGCUGACCGAUUCCGAUGUGUCAGAUACUGGAGCAGCUCAGAAGUACGGAGACUACGUCCAGACUAAAUCGACACACGCCGAUAUCCAGUCGCUACAGGAGACUGCCGAGAUCCAGGGCAAUGUUGUGUUACUGAGCCGUGGUGGCUGUGGCUUCCUUGAGAAGGUCAAGUGGGCCCAACGUCGUGGAGCUAUUGCAGUGAUUGUCGGCGAUGAUACCCGAGGCGGCAACUUGGUUACCAUGUAUGCGCGGGGUGAUACUUCCAAUGUCACCAUUCCAGCCCUGUUCACUUCCCACACCACUGCACACCUUCUGUCGUCGCUAGUUCCUGCGCACUCCGGAGCAACCACUUUUGGCGAGGCCUUGAAAGCCUUACAGGCCAAGGUCUCUGGCCAAGCCAACGUGGAUGCUCAAAACCCGGCGAAAGUUACAACUACCCUGGCGACGACAGUGCCAACUUCAACACCCUCUUCUACGGCCAAGGCGCAGCCUGCUAUUGCUUCAAAGUCCGGUGGUGGAUUCUUCCGUACUCUCGGGUCGCUCUUUGGCUUAUGCAGCAAGCAUGGAAGCUCAGGGCACCAAGAGGACAGUCGUCGCCCUCCGAGCAGCGGCAACAUCGAUUGGUUAACCCUGGGCUCCUGGGAGAAAACCGAGUCUCGAUCGGGAUCCUCCAAAGACUCUACAGAUCCCAAUCGUCGCAGCCGUGACAAAGUUGAUGAUAAUUUGAACUAUCAGAAACUCGAGCUGUCAUCCGAGGAUGAUAUCGGUGGUGAUGAUUUUGUCAUCGGUGUACAGGACUGGAGAGACCCUGACUUGAUGCCGCCAAGGAGCAGCACGCUCCCCACACCGAGUACCUCGGUGAGUGGUAGGGAUAGUGCAAAGACGUCUGCCCCGGAUACAGACAUGGCAUCCACAUCCAAUCUGCUUCGUGGUGGCAGCAUCACUCCAGGAAGUGGUGAAUACCAAAGCAUUGACAAGUCCACUGGUAAUGUUGGUGACGCUCAUUCGAAGGGUUUUGAGAAGGACUCCAACACUGGAAAUGCAGGGUCCGAUCCCUCUGGCAAGGGCUGGUUCUCAAGCCACUUUGGCUGGAGUGAUGAUCUGACGCAGCCUGCCCAGCCUUCUUCUUUGGCAUCUACUCACAGCGCUACAUCAAACCAAAAGACGCAAGAUCCAGCUCAUUCAUCAAGCCGCCCAGCCACCAUGUUGUUAGAGCACGAAGGUCUUUGGGUCACGUUGACACCUACAAGCAUGUCAACAAGCCCAUUCUUCGAUACUCUUCUGGUUUUGGUCAUCAGUCCGUUGUUGACAUUGACUGUGGUCUAUGCCUUGCUGUUACUGCGAUCUCGGAUUCGACGUCGUCGGUGGCGCGCACCGAAGUCAGUCGUUGAGCGUCUCCCUGUCCGAACGUACCACACUAUUGCUAGUACUUCCUCAUCAUCCAGCUCCAGCUCUGCAGGACCCUCCAGCCCGGGACCUGUCUCGCCAACUUCCCCACUUCUUGGCAAUGAAAGCCGGUCGAAUUAUUCUCGGCCGAACCGAUCGCGCUCUCAAACGAUUGCUGGUAUUUUCACUGAUUCCUCUAUGCUGCCCAAGGAAGAGAAGUCGACGAGUCCGCAGUCUGGCUCAACACUCUGGAGACGCAAGUACACUGGAAGACAAGUCGAAUGUGUCGUCUGCCUGGAGGAAUAUGUCGAUGGAGAAAGCCGGGUUAUGAGCUUGCCAUGUGGCCAUGAAUUUCAUGCGGAAUGCAUUACACCUUGGCUUACGACUCGCCGACGAACCUGCCCGAUCUGUAAGGGCGACGUUGUUCGCUCGAUGGCUCAUUGUCAACCUGGCGAUGCUCGCGAGCAUUCCCCCGACCUCCAGCCACAGGAAGCAUACCACCGAUCUGACACAUCUUCUGUACCCGUUUUGAUUGCCGGCGUCGACGAUGACGAUACCUCGGAUACUGAACAGAGCGUUGGACUUGUCUCUACCCACUCGAGCUCUGCCCCGCAAUCAAGCUGGCGCAAUCUCGCUUCUCUCAGCUUCUCUGCACUCAGCGGUGAUACCAUCUGGCACCAGGCCCGUGCGGACCGGAACAACCGCUAA